AGCUCCUUGUGCGGCGCCAUUUUAAGCCUCUCGGUCUGUGGCAGCCGCGCUAGCCCGGCCCCGGGAGCGAAGAGAGAGGGGAGGCGGAGACUGAGCAAGGUCCGAGGAGCAGCUCCGGUCCCCGUCGAGCCGCCAACGCAGGCCGAGGACGGUCGGACUCCCGCUGCGGGAGGAGCCUGUUCCCCUGAGGGUCGCUGAAGUACACCAUACUACCUUUUUGAAAAUCUUGCGUGGACAAUGGCUACCCAAGCUGAUUUGAUGGAGCUGGACAUGGCCAUGGAGCCAGACAGAAAAGCAGCCGUCAGCCACUGGCAGCAGCAGUCUUACCUGGACUCUGGAAUCCAUUCUGGUGCCACUACCACAGCGCCUUCUCUGAGCGGUAAAGGCAAUCCUGAGGAAGAGGACGUGGAUACCACCCAAGUCCUGUAUGAGUGGGAGCAGGGGUUUUCUCAGUCCUUCACGCAAGAACAAGUAGCUGAUAUCGAUGGACAGUAUGCAAUGACUCGAGCUCAGAGGGUGAGAGCUGCUAUGUUCCCUGAGACGCUAGAUGAGGGCAUGCAGAUCCCAUCUACACAGUUCGAUGCUGCUCAUCCCACUAACGUCCAGCGUCUGGCUGAACCAUCACAGAUGCUGAAACAUGCUGUUGUAAACUUAAUUAACUACCAAGAUGAUGCAGAACUUGCCACACGUGCAAUCCCUGAAUUGACAAAACUGCUGAAUGACGAAGACCAGGUGGUGGUUAAUAAGGCUGCAGUUAUGGUCCAUCAGCUUUCUAAAAAGGAAGCUUCCAGACACGCCAUCAUGCGUUCUCCUCAGAUGGUGUCUGCUAUUGUACGUACCAUGCAGAACACAAAUGAUGUGGAAACAGCUCGCUGUACUGCUGGGACCUUGCACAAUCUUUCCCACCAUCGUGAGGGCUUGCUGGCCAUCUUUAAAUCUGGGGGCAUUCCUGCCCUGGUGAAGAUGCUUGGUUCGCCAGUGGAUUCUGUAUUGUUUUAUGCCAUUACAACUCUCCACAACCUUUUACUGCAUCAGGAAGGAGCUAAAAUGGCAGUGCGUUUAGCUGGCGGGCUGCAGAAAAUGGUUGCCUUGCUCAACAAAACAAAUGUUAAAUUCUUGGCUAUUACAACAGACUGUCUUCAGAUUUUAGCUUACGGCAAUCAAGAAAGCAAGCUCAUCAUUCUGGCUAGUGGUGGACCUCAAGCUCUAGUGAAUAUAAUGAGGACCUACACUUAUGAGAAACUACUGUGGACCACAAGCAGAGUGCUGAAGGUGCUGUCUGUGUGCUCUAGUAACAAGCCGGCUAUUGUAGAAGCUGGUGGAAUGCAAGCUUUAGGACUUCACCUGACAGAUCCAAGUCAGCGCCUUGUUCAGAACUGCCUUUGGACUCUAAGGAAUCUUUCAGAUGCUGCAACUAAACAGGAAGGGAUGGAAGGUCUUCUUGGGACUCUUGUUCAGCUUCUAGGCUCAGAUGAUAUCAAUGUGGUCACCUGUGCAGCUGGAAUUCUUUCUAACCUCACUUGCAAUAAUUAUAAGAACAAGAUGAUGGUGUGCCAAGUGGGCGGCAUAGAGGCCCUUGUGCGCACGGUCCUCCGUGCUGGGGACAGGGAAGACAUCACCGAGCCUGCCAUCUGUGCCCUUCGUCAUCUGACCAGCCGGCACCAGGAGGCUGAGAUGGCCCAGAACGCUGUUCGCCUUCACUACGGACUACCUGUGGUGGUUAAACUCCUACAUCCACCAUCCCACUGGCCUCUGAUCAAGGCUACUGUUGGAUUGAUUCGAAAUCUUGCCCUUUGUCCAGCAAAUCAUGCGCCUUUGCGUGAGCAGGGUGCCAUUCCACGACUAGUUCAGUUGCUGGUUCGUGCACAUCAGGAUACCCAGCGUCGUACAUCUAUGGGUGGAACACAGCAGCAGUUUGUGGAGGGAGUCCGCAUGGAAGAAAUAGUUGAAGGUUGUACUGGAGCCCUUCACAUCCUAGCUCGGGAUGUUCACAACCGAAUCGUUAUCAGAGGACUAAAUACCAUUCCAUUGUUUGUGCAGCUGCUUUAUUCUCCUAUUGAAAAUAUCCAAAGAGUAGCUGCAGGGGUCCUCUGUGAACUUGCUCAGGACAAGGAAGCUGCAGAAGCUAUUGAAGCCGAGGGAGCCACAGCUCCUCUGACAGAACUACUUCAUUCUAGGAAUGAGGGUGUGGCAACAUAUGCAGCUGCUGUUUUGUUCCGAAUGUCUGAGGACAAGCCACAGGAUUAUAAGAAACGGCUUUCAGUUGAGCUGACCAGUUCUCUCUUCAGAACGGAGCCAAUGGCUUGGAAUGAGACCGCUGAUCUUGGACUUGAUAUUGGUGCCCAGGGAGAACCUCUUGGAUAUCGCCAGGAUGAUCCCAGCUAUCGUUCUUUUCACUCCGGUGGGUACGGCCAGGACGCCUUGGGGAUGGACCCCAUGAUGGAGCAUGAGAUGGGCGGCCACCACCCCGGUGCUGACUAUCCAGUUGACGGGCUGCCAGAUCUGGGGCAUGCCCAGGACCUCAUGGAUGGGCUGCCCCCGGGCGACAGCAAUCAGCUGGCCUGGUUUGAUACUGACCUGUAAAUCAUCCUUUAGGUAAUAAUGAAGAAUUACCCACCUGGAUUUGGACUUCAAGCACAGAAGUGUGAUUCAUUUGGAGCGGGGAAUUCCUUCAACUCCACUUUGAACUGAUAAUUAAGACGGUUUACCUGUCGAUGUUUAUCUGAACAUAAUCAGAGCGAACUAGAAUGGGCCUUCUUCCAUUGCUCUCUGCCAGGUGAGCCUGUCAUCCUGGUGGUAGGUCUGACAAGUUUUUAGUUCAUCCCUGAGGGCAGAGUCAGUAUACCUGUUAGAACUUGUGUUUUGGGGCUUUAAAAAGAGUGAAAGUGUUUGUACUGAGAGAGAGCUGUUUCUGAUUGACUGUGUAUUUAAACAUGUACUUAGUUCCAUGUUGUUGGAUGAGGACCCUGUAUAAAAGCUUUAUAAAUUCUUCCCUGUGGUCUAAUUGGGAUGAGAGGGAAAACAUUUGUGUAUUUGGUGAAGGGGCAGUUCUGCUCCCAGUGCGUGACGCAGAGAACGGAGGCGGCACAGCAAGAACUGUUAGGUCAGAGUGCAGAGCUUGGUAGUGAGCUCAGCUUCUAACAGAAAGAACCACAGCAGGGUGUUCUAUUUAAAGAACUUCUUUAAACCAGAAAAUAUUUCAGAGCUCUGCCUAAAAUCAUCAUAGUUUUGAAGUUCCAUGUAAAAACUUAGUAUGAAGGUUAAUCUGAUUCAGCAAAGUAGCUCUGCAGUGUACCGAAAAGGACAAAGGGACAGGAACAGCCAGGACACUUGUGAAAAAUGAGAUAAGGGGACUUGUUCUAUAAGCUGUUAAGGCAUGACUGCGAAACUUGAGGUAAAGCUAGAGGUAGCGAACACAUUAUUGACCGGAGAUGUAGCAACACAUUUUUAGAGAGGGACAGAAUUAACAUCACUGUCAGAAACUGUUAGAGCAUACAACUUAAGAAUGUCACUAUUCACAUUUUGUUCUGUUCGCUUUUUGUUCCAACUUUGUGUGUAUUAUAAAUAUAAAAUUUUCAAAAUUUUGAGCAACAUAUAUACUAGUGUCUCAGAAGAUGAGAGUUCUUCAGAAUAUAGUUCUGAUUCAGACAAUGUAAAUAUACCAGCAAAAAACCUUAGUGAUUGAUUCUGAUACAGAAAGAAGAAAGAAAAAAGAAAACUCACGAUUCUGGAGAAUGCGUCUUUGCUUCUGCAGAAAAAUGGUUUGAAGACAACAUUUCACAAAAAUCAGAAGACUAAAGGUGUGUCAGGUGGAACUACUGAAUGUAAUAACCUUCAAAAUGUUAGUGAAACAACAGAAUUUUAGCCAGUCAAGAGAAAAAUUGCCAGCCAUGGGUGUUGUUAGUUGCUGAAAAAAAAUCACGUGAUCAGUAAUGAGUUAAUAGUGCUAUUGGCACAUGAAUAGAAGUGUACACUAAGGGAACAGAAUAAAGGGAACAGAAUAAGAUAGAAGUGUACACUAAGGAAACAGAAUAAGAUGAAGACAAUAGACGCCUGCAAGGUAGCACAGGAGGUCAGCGUGAAAAAGAGGGACUUUUCAGUAAAGUGUGGAACAGGUUGGCAGCCAUUUGAAUAAAACUGAAGUUAAUACAGGAAAAAAAAAUCCAUUAUUAAAGUAUAAAAGCCCACACCAGACGCCCAUGUGUCCAGUAACUGCAAGAGAACAGCCACAACGCAGUAUAACACAAUGGUAUGGGUGUAUCUCACAUUGAUACUGAGCAAAAAACAAGUCACCAAGGCAUGCCGUAGGACUGUAUAGGUGCAAAAAAGGGGCAACUAUCUUAAGCAAACCAUCCAGAGAUGGUAAAAUGAAAAAAAAAUUACCAAAAAAAUCAGAAUAGUGAUUUAUUACCUGGAGAUGGAGGUGCGUAGGAUGUUUGAUCCCAUUGCAGUGACCACCACUGAGCUGAAAAAUAAAGCUUUUUCCAUGUUGGAGGAGGUAUUUGAGACCUGAGGCUUUGAUCUGGAAAUUUGACUCCUUGAUAGUGAAAGAUCUUGAGGUAAAUGUGCUCUUGCAUUUUUGUCUUGAUUAGUGUAAUAAACACAGAAGAUCUGC
This is a messenger RNA of Capra hircus (goat), 4615 nucleotides long. It is a transcript of the gene CTNNB1, whose product is annotated as catenin beta 1. The coding region runs from base 238 to 2583 and encodes 781 amino acids. Gene Ontology annotation, molecular function: cadherin binding; transcription coactivator activity; alpha-catenin binding. The transcript has 16 exons. NCBI's taxonomy places the organism in Eukaryota, Metazoa, Chordata, Mammalia, Artiodactyla, Bovidae. The record is from RefSeq and is a predicted model, not a curated record. Gene Ontology annotation, cellular component: adherens junction; catenin complex. Gene Ontology annotation, biological process: positive regulation of transcription by RNA polymerase II; cell adhesion.